CUUGAUGAACAAACACACUCUCACUUUUGACUUUCACACACACACAAACGAUGCAAUCGACCAAAUCAUGGAUUUAUGCUUUGUUUUACCUCACUCUCAUCACGAUUUUACUCUAUUUGAUGCAAGUUUGGAUUCUAUCCGACAAAUUAAUGGUGUCUCAUCACAGAAUCACUUCCAAGAAGCAUCCAAAUCUUCCUCUACGUUUCAAUUUCGACGGCACUUUCAAGAUCCUUCAGGUGGCUGAUAUGCAUUAUGGAACUGGAUUGACUCGGUGUAGAGAUGUUUUGAGCUCUGAGUUUCAAUGGUGUUCCGAUCUUAACACGACGCUGUUUUUGAAACGAAUGAUUGAUGCCGAGAAGCCUGAUUUUAUUGCUUUUACAGGGGAUAACAUAUUCGGGUCAAGUACUGAUGAUGCUGCAGAGUCAUUGUUCAAAGCUUUUGGCCCAGCCAUGGAUUCCAGACUCCCUUGGGCAGCAGUUUUGGGUAAUCAUGACCAGGAGUCCACUAUGACUCGUGAAGAACUAAUGUCAUUCAUCUCCCUUAUGGAUUAUUCACUUUCACAACCCAACCCAUCCACUGAAGAUACCUCUGAUCCUGCCAAACAACAAGUUAUAACAGACAUUGAUGGCUUUGGAAAUUAUGAUCUCAGAGUAUGGGGUGCACCAGGAUCUUACUUAGCCAAUCAAACCAUCCUCAAUCUCUUCUUUCUAGACAGUGGUGACAGAGCUGUCGUCAAUGGGGUUCGAACUUAUGGAUGGAUCAAGGAGUCUCAACUUAGUUGGCUUCGUGAUGUUUCUAAGGGCCAUAAGCAGGAAAACCAUCAAUCGGAAGACAUUCCCAUGGUACCAACACCACCUCCAGCACUAGCAUUCUUCCAUAUCCCAAUCCCAGAAAUUCGUUAUGGGCCUUUCAUGGAAAUCUUUGGGGAGUACCAUGAAAACGUAGCCUGUUCGGUGGUGAACUCUGGAGUCUUGCAGACAUUUGUGUCAAUGGGAGAUGUGAAAGCUGUCUUCAUAGGCCAUGAUCACCUCAAUGAUUUCUGUGGGAAUUUAGAUGGUAUAUGGUUUUGUUAUGGUGGUGGUUUCGGAUAUCAUGGUUACGGUAAGGCCGGGUUGUCGAGAAGAGCUAGAGUUAUACUUGCAGAACUUAAAAAGGGGAAGAAUGAAUGGAUGGGAGUCGAAACUAUUAAGACAUGGAAGCGAAUUGAUGACAAGAAAUUGACAAAAAUUGAUGAGCAAAUCCUAUGGACAUCAAGUUGAUUCUUGUUGCAGCAACUGUUUCUGCAGGAUCUUCAUCUUGUCAAGAACUUUGCUGUGGGUGUGGUGAAAUAUGCUACGGCCAACCCUUUUGACACCCGUAAUCAUGGUAAAAAUUCCAUUCUGCGUUAUAUGAACAUCGCCUCUAUGCGUGUCAUUCUUACGUGUUUCUAUAAUGACACACUUGCACAAACGUUUUACGUGCAUCACGCGUCUACCCGUUAUUCGAAUUUUAUCUCAUGUCUGUUAAUAAUCAUUACAAGUUACUGAUAGUAUUGAUUUUGAUAUACAAGUUUCUUCCAUUUUUGUUCAA
Molecule: messenger RNA, 1569 nt
Organism: Cynara cardunculus var. scolymus (artichoke)
Lineage: Eukaryota; Viridiplantae; Streptophyta; Magnoliopsida; Asterales; Asteraceae
Product: probable inactive purple acid phosphatase 28
Exons: 5
Coding region: 51-1259 (402 amino acids)
Cellular component (GO): cytoplasm
Molecular function (GO): hydrolase activity, acting on ester bonds
Source: RefSeq, a predicted model, not a curated record